CAGAUAAGGCACCGGGUGAGUGUAAUUACCACCCUUAACCCCUUCCUGCCGGCGCCUCCCGGCCCUUUAAGAGUUUCAGAAGCUGGGAGGCGUGGCGGACGUGGCGUGGUUUAGGGAUCAUGUGACCGCCAACAGGGGCGGACUGACAACUCAAGGGGCCCCCGGGCAAUAGGGGAUCAUGGGGCCCCUGUGUCCUUGCCAAAACUCAAAAGCCUAUGAAAAAGGUACCAGGGGCAUCUCAUGGGGCCCC
Messenger RNA from Staurois parvus, 250 nucleotides. Lineage: Eukaryota; Metazoa; Chordata; Amphibia; Anura; Ranidae. The record is from the annotation of a GenBank genome assembly.